CAGCCCCGGGGCGGAUGGCUCGGGCCGCCCGGCUUCGCAGCGCGUCCCUGCGCGCCCUCCUGCUCCCACUAUUGCUGCUACUGCUGCUGCCGCCGCCGCUGCUGGCCCGGGCCCGGCCGCCGGACGCCCACCAUCGUCACCCUGGGAGGAGAGAGCCCCAGCCUUGGCACGCAGCUCUACACGGUAGCCUGGCUCCCGUGCCUGCUGCCAGGGAGAGCACCCAGCCUUCUGGCAGCCCCAGGCCUCCUCGCUGUGGUGUGCCAGACCCACCAGAUGGGUUGAAUGCCCGUAACCGACAGAAGCGGUUUGUGCUGUCCGGCGGGCGCUGGGAGAAGACGGAUCUCACCUAUAGGAUCCUGCGUUUCCCAUGGCAGCUGGUGCGGGAGCAGGUACGGCAGACCGUGGCAGAAGCCCUCCAGGUAUGGAGCGAGGUGACACCACUCACCUUCACUGAGGUGCACGAGGGCCGUGCCGACAUCAUGAUCGACUUCACCAGGUACUGGCAUGGGGACAAUUUGCCCUUUGAUGGGCCCGGGGGCAUCCUGGCUCAUGCCUUCUUUCCCAAGACCCACCGAGAAGGGGACGUCCACUUCGACUAUGACGAGACCUGGACCAUUGGGGACAACGAGGGCACGGAUCUGCUGCAGGUGGCAGCCCAUGAAUUUGGCCAUGUACUGGGGCUGCAGCACACAACCGCAGCUAAGGCGCUGAUGUCCCCUUUCUAUUCCUUCCGAUACCCGCUGAGCCUCAGCCCAGAUGACCGCAGGGGCAUCCAGUACUUGUAUGGGCGGCCCCAGCCAGCCCCCACCUCCAAGACCCCUGCUCUGGGCCCCCGGGCUGGGAUGGAUACCAAUGAGAUUGCUCCGUUGGAGCCAGAAGCUCCCGUAGACGCCUGCGAGGCCUCCUUCUUUGAUGCAGCAGCCACCAUCCGAGGAGAGCUGUUCUUCUUCAAAGCGGGUUUCGUGUGGCGGCUGCGCGGGGGCCGGCUGCAGCCAGGCUACCCUGCUCUGGCCUCUCGCCACUGGCAGGGACUGCCCAGCCCUGUGGACGCGGCCUUUGAGGAUGCUCAGGGUCACAUUUGGUUCUUCCAAGGUGCUCAGUACUGGGUGUACGACGGUGAAAAACCAGUCCUGGGUCCUGCAUCCCUCUCUGAGCUGGGCCUGUUGGAAUCCCAAAUCCAUGCCGCCUUGGUCUGGGGUUCCAAGAAGAACAAAGUCUACUUUUUCCGUGGCGGGGACUACUGGCGUUUCUACCCAACCACCCGGCGUGUGGAAAGCCCUGUGCCCCGCCGGGCUACGGACUGGCGAGGUGUGCCCUCAGAGAUUGAUGCUGCCUUCCAGGAUGCCGAUGGCUAUGCCUACUUCCUGCGUGGCCGCCUCUAUUGGAAGUUCGAUCCUGUGAAGGUAAAGGCAGUGGAGGGCUUCCCCCGUCUGGUGAGCUCCGACUUCUUCGACUGUGCCGAGCCUGCCAACACUUUCCGCUGACCCCAGCCAGCCUGGAUGGCCCUGGAGGUUGCUGACUCCUGCCAGGUUGCUGACAUUGGAACGCUUCGGUGGUCAUCUGUGGCUCUGGGCGCCAAGCACAGGAUGGCACCCUCAGUAUCCUCAGGGGUGUAGUCACCUCGACAACCGCAGGGAGGGCCACGCGGGUCGUGGUCACCUACCAGCAACUGACUGUCUCAGACUGGGUAGGGAAGGGGGUGGUAUUACUUGAGGGGUGAGGGCAGUCCUAGGGCAGACCUGUCCCACCUGUGCAGGUCAUGGUCAACCCUGGCUGUCCUCCCCCUGUACCUGCAACCCUCAGGGUAGGACUUCAGCCAGGCUGGGGGAUCUGAGGCAUCCUCCUAGCCCUGCUGUGAGGUUUCUGUGAGGCACUGUACCAGAACAGGGAUGCUAGGGGUUCCCCAGGGCCUUCCUCUCACCUUCCGGAAGGACCACAGCACCAGAGGCCUUUCCUAGAGCUCUGGGUUGGUGCUUGGACCUGGUUGGCUUCCGGCUAGUGACCCUCAGAACCCUACUCCCUGGGAGGCAGAUCCAGAGGUCCCUCUACCUGCUGCUGGGUGGGGACGGGAGUAGGAUUCCUCCUGCCAGAGAUUUUGGGCCUGGCAACCCCAACAUACCUCAAUCCUGACCCUGGGAGCGGGGCCAGAUCCCCAGUUCCCUCGUUCCGUUCCAGCACUGGUGUUCUCCAAAGCCAUGU
Molecule: messenger RNA, 2199 nt
Organism: Ochotona curzoniae (black-lipped pika)
Lineage: Eukaryota; Metazoa; Chordata; Mammalia; Lagomorpha; Ochotonidae
Gene: MMP11
Product: matrix metallopeptidase 11
Exons: 8
Coding region: 15-1484 (489 amino acids)
Biological process (GO): extracellular matrix organization; proteolysis; collagen catabolic process
Cellular component (GO): extracellular matrix
Molecular function (GO): metalloendopeptidase activity; zinc ion binding
Source: RefSeq, a predicted model, not a curated record